This is a messenger RNA of Paramacrobiotus metropolitanus, 832 nucleotides long. RefSeq names its product 39S ribosomal protein L42, mitochondrial-like. The transcript has 3 exons. Gene Ontology annotation, cellular component: mitochondrial large ribosomal subunit. Lineage: Eukaryota; Metazoa; Tardigrada; Eutardigrada; Parachela; Macrobiotidae. The record is from RefSeq and is a predicted model, not a curated record. The coding region runs from base 168 to 620 and encodes 150 amino acids.
UUCAGUGGAUUUUCAAUAAUUUUUCAUCAACAGGACGUACCAGAACUUGUUUUUUAUCAUUCCCUGCCAUUCUCCUCCCUGUUUAAUUUAAUUUAUUUCUCAUCAUCACGAUCCGCUGCACUCCACUGACCGUCUGAUCCUCUCACAGGAUCGCUCCCUCCCGCAGCAUGGCCAGCCUGUGCAGCCAGCUGCUCCGUCGCAGCUCCUUCCUCUCAGUUUCGCUGCAGCGCAGUGUGCACACCUGCCCCGUCCUCAACAGCAAGUACCGUCUGGACUCGCACGUGCCCGCGCCCGCGCCCAUCCAGGACGUCGACAGCAGGGACCACUGGGUGGUGUGCGCCGAUGAGGGUCGCACCUUGGUACUGUACCAUCCCGAACGGCCCUUUCCCUACGAGCACUCCCUGCCCAUCCCGCGGCAGGAGGCCCUGCUGAAGGAGGGCGACUCGGCCGUCAAGGUGCAGUUCCGGCUGGAUGUCGUGCAGGCCGAGAUGGCCAGGAAUAAGCACGCCAUCACGAAACAGUUGGCCGAGACCUUCUUCACCACACCCUACGCGCAGCAACCGCGCGGCCAGUAUCGGUGGACCCUAAAGAAUCCGCCUAAGCGUCGGCAAGGAAUUUGAUUGUGCUCUGUUGGCGCCGUGUACACUUAAUGUUUUUGCGAGCGUCGUGUCGAUCGGAAUUUUUUUAUCAGCGCUGAGUUGGUUGCAACACGUCAACGAAAAGCAUUUUAACACGAAUUGUCAUCCUGAGAUCGUGAUAUUCCUACUGGAUUAUUACAUUCUGUUUCGUUUCUUCCUUCUAUGAAGUGUUCAAAAUAAAAAUAUCUUCACGA